Molecule: messenger RNA, 1095 nt
Organism: Anopheles coustani
Lineage: Eukaryota; Metazoa; Arthropoda; Insecta; Diptera; Culicidae
Product: small ribosomal subunit protein mS29-like
Exons: 1
Coding region: 1-1095 (364 amino acids)
Biological process (GO): apoptotic process
Cellular component (GO): mitochondrial ribosome; mitochondrial small ribosomal subunit
Molecular function (GO): structural constituent of ribosome
Source: RefSeq, a predicted model, not a curated record
AUGAUAAGGAGCGUUUACCCAGGACGUGUGCUAUAUUCCACGGUAACGGCCAACAGUUUGAUGCAGAAGCUCGAUGAGUUUCGCACAUCGGAACAAAACCCUGUAAACCACGACCGCACUGCUUUGAGCCGAUUCUACACCGUGCCAGUGGAAGUAUACCGACAAAUAUUUGCCCAUCGUGGCGUACCGAAGAACUUCGAGAAGCAGGUUAAAACUUUUAACGAGUGUUGCCUCAUGGUUCGGCAGCCGGCGGUGGAAAUAAUGGAGCACCUGCAGCGAAACGAUUUCGAUCGUCCGGUAAACCGAUUCGUGCUGUACGGAGAGGAUGGUGCUGGAAAGUCACUCACGCUGACCCACUUGUUGCACUACGGUUAUCAACAGCAAUAUGUCCUGGUGCACGUUCCUUGGGUGCCAAACUGGAUGAGAAGAGGUCUAGGAACGGACAACGUAAGGACGAUCGAUGGUGCAACGGAUUUGCCAUUGGUUGGAGCCGCUUGGUUGGUGCAUUUCAAGCGCCAAAAUGGGCCACUUCUGAACCGACUCGGUCUCACAGUGAGCAGCGAUUACGUUUGGUCUAAGCGUGAAACGACUCCGGCCGGUUCAUCGCUUGUUGGCCUCGUCGAGCACGGGAUUCGUCGGGCAAAAUUUGCCAGCGACAUUAUCGCAGCCCUCCUGCACGAGCUCAAGCUACACUCUUGCUCGGGCCAGGUGAAAACCAUGGUAAUGAUUGAUGGUUUCAAUGCAUUUUUCCAUCCGGACACACGCAUCCCGUUUGCAAAUCCCUUCUUGGACAUCACGCGCAACGAUUGGACCAACGGUGUGUGUGUGCUGACGGUCGAUCGCCUUGCGCAAAUCGAACACUGGACGUCAUCCUGUCUGCCAAAGAGUUUGCUGCAUCGCGAGGGCUUCGAGCAUCUCGACCCGUUUGUGCCAAUCCGUGUGGAUUCCUACAACGAAGCUGAAUACGAGAGCUGCAUACAAUACUAUCUUGAUCGCAAGUGGAUCCAGGAGCACAAACCAGGAUUCAACGAGGAGCUAAAACUGCUGAGCUGCCGGAACCCGUUUCAACUGAUGCGCCUAUGCUCGUCACUGUAA